Molecule: messenger RNA, 421 nt
Organism: Symbiodinium necroappetens
Lineage: Eukaryota; Dinophyceae; Suessiales; Symbiodiniaceae
Source: the annotation of a GenBank genome assembly
GCUCAACGAGGGCCUGCGACGUCGCAUGAACAAUCCGAAAGGACUAAAGAAAGGCCUGGUGCAGCAGUGGAACGCUGCCACCAGCCCCAUGGAGAAGCUCCGUCCUCAGAUGCGAUGGGGCCAUAGGUUCGCCUUCUUGAAGGCGUUUUUGCUGGACAAGGAGAUGGGAAGCAUCCAAGUUGAUGCUUAUUACGAAGAGAUGAGCGAGUCGAAAGACAAAGAGAAAUUCAUCGAGUUGCCGCUGUGUGAGAUUAUGGAAAGAUGGGGCAAGCUGCCUGGUGGGGAGCAGUUUGUGAAGGACAUCCAAGCCAGCCAGACUGGAAAGAAGCACCCCCAAACGUCGGACGCGAACUGGCGGAUCUAUCGUGUGUUCAAAGAAAUGGAAAUUUCGAGCAUCUUGGUUGCAUAUAUUAUAAUAUAA